AGUUCUAUUCUUUGAGUACGGAAGGAGGAGUCUUAAAUUCACUUUGAAAUUGCUUUUACGAGUAACACGAGGAUACCCUCCAGCAUCCAAUCCCACCCUUAUUUAAACUACAUUUCUCCAGUCGAGAUAUGAUCUGCAAAACAAGAUCUGCCCUUGGCCUCUCUGAGGACUUCCAUCAAGCCCCUGGCAGGCACAUUUGGGGUACUCAGUAGUGGAGCAAAGAUGGGUCAUGGUCUAUCGGUUCGGAUAGGGUGGAAGGCAGCAGUAUUGUUCGCGUUGUUUGCAUGCCUCAAAAGCUCUGGUUUCACAGUGCUUUCCAUACCAUUUUUAUAUGCCUCUUUGGUUUUAGCUUUGGUUUCACUUGCUGCUCAUCCAUUGAUAGACCUUCCCAUGCUGUUGGGGAAGAACCCAGAUGGGAGUUUCCCCACUUGGUCGGUUAUAAUGUUCAGCCCCUAUUUGUAUUUCGUCCGCGUCUCCUCGGCAUUUCAGAGGUUGCAUAGUAGGGAGGCUCUUUACACUGAAAUCUCCGAGGGUUUGUUCGUUGGCGGGUGGCCUUCUUCGCCGGAUAAACUGCCACCAGGUGACCCUGCCAUUGUUGAUUGCACUUGUGAAUUGCCAAGGAAGUGUGAGGUUACAGGGCAUUCUUAUUUGUGUGUGCCAACAUGGGACACGAGGGCUCCUCCGCCGGCUGCCAUUGAAUCUGCUGUCAAGUGGGCUUGCCGAAAAAGGGCUCAGAAUAAGCCUGUUUUCGUCCACUGCGCCCACGGUCAUGGGAGAAGUGUAGCUGUCAUGUGUGCACUGCUAGUUGCUCUUGGGGUGACAGAGGACUGGAAAAAUGCUGAGAAACUAAUUCGAGAGAAACGUCCUCACAUUAGGAUGAAUGCUCUACACCGCAGGGCUCUGGAAGAGUGGUCAAAACAUCGGUUAUCUCCUUCUAAGAAGAACUGAUAAACCAAAGUAAUAGAUAGCCAUGGUUUCUUGUGGUGCCAGUCGAACUGUUGACCCGGUGAACCUCAUGUGGAACACGAAGCCACCAGGCUACAAAGAGACCGGCGACAUCCAUGUUUUCUGAUGCUACUUUUAAGUCGGGAACGUCAAUAUUUCUUGAAUGACUUAAUGUGUGUAAUUAUGCUUGAACAUUAUCUUAAUUUGUAAGAAGAUUUAUAAUUUUCGACAUAUUAAAUUAAUGCAAUGAUUGUAAGAUACAUGCUCGACCCCCUGAGUUUUCAAGUGAAUUUUCCAAUGGCCCUACCGGCUGUUCUUCCUCUC
Messenger RNA from Malus domestica (apple), 1269 nucleotides. RefSeq lists its product as uncharacterized. Gene Ontology annotation, molecular function: protein tyrosine/serine/threonine phosphatase activity. The record is from RefSeq and is a predicted model, not a curated record. Gene Ontology annotation, biological process: protein dephosphorylation. NCBI's taxonomy places the organism in Eukaryota, Viridiplantae, Streptophyta, Magnoliopsida, Rosales, Rosaceae.